CUGACCCCGCUGAUGGCUGGUUUUCUGUCCUCUCCCAGGUGCUGAUCAUCGGUGGCGGCGACGGGGGAGUGCUGCGAGAGGUGGUGAAACACCCGACCGUGGAGUCCGUGGUGCAGUGCGAGAUCGAUGAGGAUGUGAUCCAGGUAUCUAAGAAAUACCUCCCAGGGAUGGCAGUGGGGUAUUCCAGCGCUAAGCUGACCUUGCACGUGGGAGAUGGGUUUGAAUUCAUGAAACAAAAUCAAGAAGCCUUUGAUGUGAUUAUCACAGACUCGUCUGACCCCAUGGGUCCUGCGGAAAGCUUAUUCAAAGAAUCUUACUACCAGCUGAUGAAGACAGCCCUGCGAGAAGAUGGGAUUCUUUGCUGCCAAGGUGAGUGCCAGUGGCUGCACCUGGAUCUCAUUAAGGAGAUGCGUCAGUUCUGCAAGUCUCUGUUCCCUGUUGUGGAAUACGCCUAUUGCACCAUCCCCACAUAUCCCAGCGGGCAGAUUGGCUUCAUGCUCUGCAGCAAGAACCCGAACACAAAUUUCCGGGAGCCGGUGCAACAGCUCUCACAGCAACAAGUAGAAGAGAGGAGUCUGAAAUACUACAACUCUGACAUUCAUCGGGCAGCUUUCAUUCUGCCAGAGUUUGCACGGAAGGCCCUGAGUGAUGUGUGAGACAGAGAAGCUGCUUCCUUCCUUCAAGUUGGACCCUGAGAUCAUCAGUGAUGUGGUGGGGACCUUCCCAGCAGACUGCAGAUUUGCUCUCCACUGUGUGGGAUUGUUUAACCCUUUGCCAGCCAACAUUCCCUUUGAUGAUGUGUUAAAGAUGAUGGGGCAUAAGCCAGAUCAGACUGUUGAAAAGGUCCAGUGACUUAUUGCGUGAGGUCAAAACUGUUCUUUCCAGUGCUGGAAACGUAAGAUGUCUUUUUCCUUUCUCUCCUCCCUGCACCCAUUCUAAAUUCUCUCCUCCCUGUGCCCCCCUUCGACCUCCACUCCCUGCGACUGACAUGGUAUAUUUAUAACUGACACGUAUUUCUGUCUGGUGAUCUUCCGAAAUCUGGGAAGAGUCCAGAAGGGUCGCUGACUCAGCCUUAAGCACAGAGAGCGAGAGCUUCGUGCGCAAAGUUAGCUCGCUCUCUCCUAAUCGGAGCUCCCUGCUGCUGAGACGUUUUGACUGGUAACGGGUCUGAGCCCUC
Pterocles gutturalis (yellow-throated sandgrouse) is the source of this 1177-nucleotide messenger RNA. RefSeq names its product spermidine synthase (gene SRM). The transcript is spliced from 6 exons. The annotation marks the transcript as partial. The record is from RefSeq and is a predicted model, not a curated record. Lineage: Eukaryota; Metazoa; Chordata; Aves; Pterocliformes; Pteroclidae. Gene Ontology annotation, molecular function: spermidine synthase activity. Gene Ontology annotation, cellular component: cytosol. Gene Ontology annotation, biological process: spermidine biosynthetic process.